Molecule: messenger RNA, 192 nt
Organism: Triticum turgidum subsp. durum (durum wheat)
Lineage: Eukaryota; Viridiplantae; Streptophyta; Magnoliopsida; Poales; Poaceae
Source: the annotation of a GenBank genome assembly
AUGGCGGCGACCGCGGCGGCGUUGAUGAGGAUGGUGCUGCUGGUGGUGCUCUUGGUGCAGAUGCUCAGCGUCAUGGCCGUCUCGGCGAGGACGUUGAAGGGGGACGCCUGGCUCACGGACGGCAUCGGGAUGGUGAUGGAGAUGUUCGGCGACCUGAAAUCAGGGUCCAGCCCUCCCACGCACUGCUGCUAA